CUCGUCCUCUCCUGCGGCGCCUGUUUCGGCUGUGCGUAAUAGCGCACCGAUGGAUGCGCCCGCAGAGAUACGCAGUAAAUACAGCGUGCUGUGGAACAGUUGUCAGCUCAGGUGCAUCCAGAUGUGAGUUGGUUUUGCGCAGUUCGUGUGGGUAAUGACGCUCCUCGGCACGGCAGACGGUGGGUCGCGGUUUGGAUGUACGUUCCUGGACUUCUCGUCGUGUCAUGACCGCGCGCCUUUGCGCUUCUCUCCAAAUCGUUCUGCCUGAAGUUAAAGGGAGGAGAAGGCACAAUGAUAGGAAAACACUUUCUCCUCGGGUUCCUGUUGCUCAAACUUAUGGCUCUCGUGUGCAAAGCUGACGGGGAGCCAGGGCUUCUGGGAGGAUUUGUCAUGAUCGCCACCGCCAACGGCUCCAGGGAGGAGGAAAGCGUGUCCGAGGAGACCCCGCACACGGAGGACAAAUGUCGUGGUUACUACGACGUGAUGGGCCAGUGGGACCCGCCGUUCAUCUGCAAGACGGGCAAUUAUCUGUACUGCUGCGGCACCUGUGGCUUUCGCUUCUGCUGUGCCUACAAACACUCGCGUCUGGAUCAGAGCACAUGUAAAAAUUACGACACUCCGGUGUGGCUGAAGACCGGACAGACUCCUUACAACAACAAGAACAAGCUGCGCGACAGCACCAAAGACAAGACCAACUUAAUAGUUUACAUCAUAUGUGGAGUGGUGGCCAUCAUGGCACUGGUGGGGAUUUUCACUAAACUGGGGCUGGAAAAGGCUCACAGACCCCAGAGAGAAAACAUGUCCAGGGCUGUCGCCAGCGUGCUGCAGGGCGGGUGUCCAGGUGAGCAGUAUCGAGGGGAGGAGGGCCUCGGGAUGCACUCGCAGCAUUUUCUGUCCAGGACCACAAACCUGCAUGGUGGUCAGAUCAACAACAACAUGGGACCGGGCUCAAACGUGGGCCAGCAGCACCCUUACCCGGCCAUGAGCCAGCUGGCACACGUCUAUGAACAGCAGCAGCAGCAGCAGCAGCAGCAAUUGCAACAUCAACAACAGCAGCAGCAGCAGCAGCAGCAGCAGAGCAAGGAUCUCAACAAGUACGCCUCCCUGAAGGCUCUUGCCAAGUACAACGGAGAACUUUACAACAAACGGCGUCUGAUGGUGGAGCUGCCAACCAAAGGUGGCCUUCCUCUCCAGCCGAUGGGCAACUCCAGACCCUCCAUGGGCACCAUGUCUUCAGUUACACCUCCAAUGACCACCAAUCCUAUGGUUUCUAACGCUUAACCCACCCUGACACAGAUGACCCCCAUGACCUCUAUGACACCUAUGACCACCCUGACGCCCAUAACCCCUAUGAACUCUCUGGGUCCACUGACUCCAGAGCCGGUGGCCACAUAUGUCACUGAAAUGCCCACCAUCUCUGUUUCCACUCUACCGACAGAGCGGCACAUGGCCGGCGUUGCGGCGGGACUCAAGCCAAAUGGGCAGAAACCUAAAAGCAGCCACGGCCAUGCUGCCCACAGCACUCACAACACUCACAGCACCCACAGUGCUCUCAGUCAUGCUCACAGCUACAGUAGCAAGGUACCAGGACUGGGGGCCACUUCCAUGGUACACAUGACAGGGACCAUGCCAGGUGGCUCGUCUCUGGGCGUGUCCAGAGCUGCUGAGGUCACCAUUGGCUCCAGCUCAGCCACAAUGGGCCGCCAACUGGCGUACAGUUCAAACACCAUGGGAGCUGGGCAUGAUGGCCUGGGCUUGAAGGGCUGGGAUGGGACUGAAACAGUCGGGCGCAGGAAGAGCUACGGGCACAAGAGGCCUCAGUGUACCAUACUGGAUCAGAACCAGCUUCACAGCACCAGACUCCACAGCCAGCAGCACUUCCUACCCACACAGCCCUACUUUGUGACCAACAGCAAGACAGAGGUGACUGUGUGAGCGAGGCUGAGAGCGGGAAGGAUGCAUGUGGAAUGGUGCCGGGCUGGAUUCACCAAUUCCAGGGUGGUUGGGGUGCAGUUAGGUAUGUGUGUUUCUGUAAAGAAAUAAAGGCUUGUCUGUGCUGGUGACCAAUUGUCUCGAAUGGACAAGGACACGGGCUAGUCCUCACUUCACCAUUCAAAUCACUUCUUAGUCAGGUACGAGGACGGCGACUGUAACCACUGCGACAAAGAGCCUAUAGAGUGGGAACGCCUGGCAUAUCGGAGCGCCGUCACACAUCUGAUCCAAAAGGGAAACUGCCAAUGACUCCAAAUGUGAUGCGCAAUAUAAGGGAUCAAGUGUAAUGCUCUGAUGCAUCGAGGCAGAAGAGAACUACAGCAGGAUUUACCCACAGGAGCUGCGACUCUCGCUCCACGGGUUCUGCUUAUCUGCUCAACAAAGCGUUGAAUGGCUCAGAAGAAAUUAAACUCCCUUAUAAUUUACUCCAAAUCCGGCGAGGGCUUGAAACAGACACGUGACAAGGGCAUUGGGCUUUGGACCACAGACAUGCAGGGCUUUGUACUGUGACGAUUCACAAGACGCUCCACAGCUGAAGGUUGUGCUUUUCCGGAAGGCUCGAGCUCAGCGAACGGAGCCUGUGGCACAGGAAUUGUUCUGUUCUGAUUUUGUCUGCUCGGUGACGGCAGCCCCAGAGGGGCGGUGAGGAGGCAAGAAAGCAACAUCUGGGUGAUCCUGCAGUAAGCCGAGGCUCCUCGGAGCAGAUUUACUGUGGGCGCAGACGCAUCCAUAUAAACGCACACGUUCACCAACAUGCACUUGCAAACACGCUUUCCCAUCACGUAUGUGCAGAAACAUACAAAAACAGAUACUGGAUGUGAGGUUUUAGAGUUGAUUUUGGGUUUAGGGCUUUGAAGGGCAUUCGUCACAAUGAAGGAAAAUAAUUUAUAAACCAUUAUUAAAAAGAAAUUUACCGCACGGCCGCAACAGCAGGGCGACGGCCGUGUCAGGCCCCGGGCCACCAUGCGUGAGUUUGUCAAAUGCAUUUAAACUUUAAACAUUUUUAGGGCGGGAUUCAAUAGAUGUCACUGACAGAUUCAACAUAGAACUGUCAAGAAAAACAUGCCAACAUUGAUAAGAAGAGUGAUACGACUCUCAUCCCUACAAAUUUCAGGAAUGGGAAAAUAACCAGAAUAAUGCAUUUCGUGUUACACUGUCACAAUUGUUUCAAGCGCAUAAAAAAAAAAAAGAAGCUGACAGUACAUGAAGGUAAAAUAGUUAUAAGAAGCCUUUUUUCUUUUUACCGUCAAAUGGAUUUUCACCGUUUCAAAUCAAAAAAACGAACACUCUGGAAAGCAUUGAUGGCACCGUGACAUCAUUAAAUACCAGGAAUCGGGGAUACAUUUCUGCCUUUAUGAUCAAAAUAAAUUCCUGAACAUUUUUUUCAGUUACAACAGCAAUGUGGAACACAAAUUAAAUUUGACUCUUGUUUUGACGGCGAGACACUCAAAGUGGAAGUUGCCAAAAUUACUUUUCUUCGAUAACAUCCAUUAAAAACUUUUUAUUUAAAGUUAAAGGAAGAUUAAACUUAAAAAAAAAAAAAAAAAAGUUGGUUCUACUUAUUUUGUUUCAA
Molecule: messenger RNA, 3565 nt
Organism: Thalassophryne amazonica
Lineage: Eukaryota; Metazoa; Chordata; Actinopteri; Batrachoidiformes; Batrachoididae
Gene: shisa9a
Product: shisa family member 9a
Biological process (GO): regulation of short-term neuronal synaptic plasticity; regulation of AMPA receptor activity
Cellular component (GO): AMPA glutamate receptor complex; postsynaptic membrane; postsynaptic density
Source: RefSeq, a predicted model, not a curated record